Molecule: messenger RNA, 2266 nt
Organism: Brachypodium distachyon (stiff brome)
Lineage: Eukaryota; Viridiplantae; Streptophyta; Magnoliopsida; Poales; Poaceae
Exons: 2
Coding region: 188-2047 (619 amino acids)
Molecular function (GO): protein binding
Source: RefSeq, a predicted model, not a curated record
UCCUCUGUCAUUCUCUCGCUCGCUCGCUCGCUCUCGCCUCGUCUUCCCCUCCUCUCCCGUCCCCCACCCGCGUCAACCAAACCCUAACUCGCCCCCAAAUCCUUCCCCCGGCUCUCGAUCUCGCCGCCGCCGCCGCAGCCAAAACCCUACAUCCCCUCUCUGCGCCUCUAACGGUAGCGUGUUGAAAAUGCCGUCUGCAUCCAAAUCCAAGGCAAAAGAUAGGGCAGCAGCUUUUAAAGCGGCUAAAGAGCAACCCAAGGUUGCUGUGAAGCCAAUCGGGAAUGGUACAGUUGCUAGCACUUACAACAACAACCUCUCUGGAAAAUUCCAUCUUCUGGAGCCAUCAUCCUCUCUGCUGGGUAGCCAGGGUAGUGAAAAAUUGAGGAAUACAGAUGAAAUAGAUGAGCAUUCUCGCAGCUCCCAUGGUACAGGGGACUUUGAUUGUGCCUCCAAUAAUGGUAGCUGUUCUGGUGAGUCAGAAGAUACAAAGGAAAAAUCAACCAGCACUGCUCCUCGAGUGGACUCUGUUCCUGGAUGUGAUCUCGAUAAACGUGAGAAGAUCAGACAAAAGAAUGAGAAGAAGCAUCAAAGGCAGAAGGAGAGACGUGCCCAGGAAUUACAUGAGCGUUGCAAGGGAUACCUAAUGUCCAGAAAACUGGAGACGCUUGCUCAGAAGCUUGUUGCAAUGGGUUUUUCAGCAGAUCAUGCGACGAUGGCCCUUAUACAUAAUGAGGGCUGUCUCGAGGAGUCUGUUGCCUGGCUCUGUAAUUUUGAUGGCAGUGAGGAAACGAAGCAGCAAGUUGCAGCAGAUCAACAGUCUGGAGCUAAUUUGAAGAUUAAUAUAACCGAGGAGGUUGCAAAGAUUGUCAUCCUGGAGGCAAAAUUUAAGUGUACAAAGCAAGAGGUCGAAAGGGCUGUUGUUUCUUGUGAGGGUGAUCUAGAAAAGGCCGAGGAGGUCUUGAAGACACAGAAGCAAGAAUCAGCAACAACUGCAUCUAAGCCUGAAGGGUCUGGUGAUCCAAGUGGUUUGGUUAAUAAGCAGCAGGUCAUGCUUGCGCAGAACCCAGCAAGGCCUCAAGCAAAUGGAUUUUCUUCAGUAGGUGUUCAGCAAAUGAGGAGAGACGAGAAGGAUUUAAACUACAAGCUUUUGUUAAAUGGUAGUGGUCCAAAGGAACCUGCAGUUAAAGGUUUUCAACCUUUGGCCACACCAAUGAAGCCAGAAAUGGUCCGGCAACAAUUUUUUCAACCCGAGAAGAGGCGGCUUAAUGCGGUUCCAACAGUUCCCUAUGUGACAUCAUCUCCUUUGCCAGUUGCAGUGUCUCAAAUGAAGUCAGAAACUCGGCAUUUGGCAGCAGGGAACGAGAUGAAAAGUGCAAUGCAUAACGGGGGCCUGCGAGAGUCGGUAGUUGUAAUGCAGCGGCCUCAAUCUGCAGCUGCCAAGCAAAGCCUACCAUCCACAAGCCACAGUAUGUUUGCAUCAGAGCCAUCUUCAAGGGAAUGGUACUUGAAUGGCGCAUCAGGUGUGGAUAUGAUGGUGAAUGGUGGUUUAGGGAAUGGACUAAGAAAUAUGAAUUUGGACAGCGUCAAUUCUGCCAAGCAGUUCAUGCAUGCAAACCAUCAGCAAAGUUUUGUUUCCAAUCCUAUAGAGCUCGCUGCUAAUGGUUGGGGUGGUACAUGGGGAUCUGGAGGUACAUCAUCAUCUCAGGCUGUGGCGUCGUCACUUGGCAUGCAUAGAGGAGGUUGGAGCCCAUCCGAGUCCUCUUCAACUUUAUCUCAUGGUGAUUGGAGAACCAAUGGUCCAGCACCUUGUGACUACACCUCAAUAGACUGGAGUCUUGACACAACUUUGUUAAACCCUGCAGCCAAGAGCGAAUGGCUGUCAGACACAUGGUCAACCAUGUUCAUGGGUGGCAGAUCCACAAGGCCUUCUGGGAACCUUGGUGGUGCAGGCAUCAAUGGGUUACAUGACAGCAAUCUUCCAAUGGAUCCCGCUCCAUCACCCCGACCAUAUGAGUGGCCUUCUUUCUGCAGGGGAGGAUCUUCCUAGUCCUCUACCCUGUAGGUAAGAAGCCAUUGAAAUAAAAAAAAAGUAAAAGAUGUCAUUUGUUUCUGUUCUUGAUUUUGCUCGUUGCAGUUGGUUGAAAAGUUUUACAACUUGUGUAUUGAACCGUGCUUGUGUAUCUUUUGACUGUUGGCCGAGAUAAGUCUUCAUUCUGUGAAAUGUCUGCAUGAAAAAGGAAGAAAGAAAUUGAAAUCUCUUCUGAAA